Molecule: messenger RNA, 1609 nt
Organism: Myiozetetes cayanensis
Lineage: Eukaryota; Metazoa; Chordata; Aves; Passeriformes; Tyrannidae
Gene: MRPS10
Product: mitochondrial ribosomal protein S10
Exons: 8
Coding region: 2-595 (197 amino acids)
Biological process (GO): translation
Cellular component (GO): ribosome; mitochondrion; mitochondrial small ribosomal subunit
Molecular function (GO): structural constituent of ribosome
Source: RefSeq, a predicted model, not a curated record
GAUGGCGGCGGGGUGGCUGUGGCGGCGGCUCUGUCAGGGAUCAACUUUUCCUGUCAGUUAUGCAAGCAGAAUUAUGCAAAAGCAGUAUUUUCUUCCAAGCUCCAACUUGAUGGGAGCACGGCUGGCUGGAUCCCAUGUUGCUACGCAGGAGCCUAAGAUCAAUCCUUUGGUAUCUAUUUCAGAUGAGCCAGAAACACUGUACAAGAGAUUGUCCCUUUUAGUUAAGGGUCACGAUAAAGCUGUGUUGGACAGCUAUGAAUAUUUUGCAGUGCUUGCAGCUAAAGAACUUGGCAUCUCAGUUGAAAAAGUAGAUAAACCUCCAAAGACAAUAGAACGAUUUACACUUCUCAAAUCUGUACAUAUUUACAAGAAGCACAGAGUUCAGUAUGAAAUGAGAACACAUUACCUGUGUUUGGAGUUGAAAUACCUAACAGGCAGUACUGCUGCAGUUUACUUGGAGUAUGUGCAACGAAACUUACCUGAAGGGGUUGCCAUGGAAGUAAAAAAGACUAAGAUAGAGAGAAUACCUGAACACAUUAAGAAACCAGUUUGGGAUACACUACCUCAAGUGGAAGAAGCUGAAGUCAAGUCAUGAACACACCAGGAAUGCGGAGGUUUCCAACUGCUCACUGCCCUAGCAGCUGCACCCAGGUUCAGUCCCCAAAGAGCUCCUGAGCUCUCACAGUUCUGCUCUGAACAGAUUCCUGCUCUUCCUGCUGUCUCCCAAUGCCAAAUUGUGGAAGCUGAUAAAAAACCAAUUUUGAAACGUACAAAUAAACUUCCUCCUGACAGAGGUAGGACUGAUUGGCACAAUUUUCCUCUUAGAGAGCAUGGCUGCCAACUCCCCAUAAAAAGCCUGGUAGUUGGAAAUUGUUUAUUUUAGUCAGUGUUGUUACGUAACGUGUUGGCUUUGACAGAGCCUGCUAAGGGAAUUUCUGCUGCUGGGCACAGCCCACUGCCCCUGACAUCUCUUUGCAGUGGGGAACUGGGUAAAGCAGGUCAGUAGAAUGGAUUGGAUUAAGACAAUUUCCUCCACACCGGAGGGGUUUAUCGAAGGGGCAGACAGCAGGAUUAACAACUCCCCAAGGCUUCUGUGUAACUGAAGUGCAGUUAACAUGCUUGCUUGCUUCAGUCAAAUCCAUGGGUGCCCUCAAGUCAAGAUAGACAAAAAGUCAAGAUAGUCAAGAGGCUACAAUCACCAGCUGCUAAACUAUUUUCUCCUAAAAUACUCCCUGCCUCCAUCCUAUUUGGAAUUCCCUUGUUCUCAGUUCUCUUACUCACAAACUCUGUGUGCUUUGCACAUAACAACACCAUUUAUAGCCUCUCCUUAAUAAAGAUCAGAGGAGUUUCUGCUAGAUCAUAUAGAAACGCGGGGAUGUACGGAAUAUAAAGAACUUUAAAGUCAAGAACUGAGUUUGAAUUUAUUUGACACAAUAUAAGGUGGUUUCUGAGGAAGUGUUUAUCUCCAUGCGUGCAAAAGUAUUUUACUUCACCCCUAAGCAGCAUUCAGUAAGAUUCAGCAGUAAAAUGUUAGAAGAUCCAGAAUUUAGUGUGGUUUCACUUGGAGCUUUUGAUUUUACCUUUCAGAAUAAAACAGUCUGAACUUUAA